This is a messenger RNA of Daktulosphaira vitifoliae (grape phylloxera), 2205 nucleotides long. RefSeq names its product acetyl-coenzyme A transporter 1-like. Gene Ontology annotation, molecular function: acetyl-CoA transmembrane transporter activity. NCBI's taxonomy places the organism in Eukaryota, Metazoa, Arthropoda, Insecta, Hemiptera, Phylloxeridae. The transcript has 10 exons. Gene Ontology annotation, cellular component: membrane. The record is from RefSeq and is a predicted model, not a curated record. The coding region runs from base 727 to 2184 and encodes 485 amino acids.
AUUGCAGCUGAAUGAUCGAUUUACUUUUAGACCAAUUAAAGUAUUAAUUCUACGAUAUUAUUUUAUUAUUAUUUUCACUAUACAAUACCUGAUUAAGAGUAUAAAAAAUAUAUAGAGUAAUAGUAUGUAAUUUUUUUAAUUUGUAUACUUAAUAACUUACCUUGGUAUUCUGUAAAUUACGACUAAUAUAGUGCAAGAAAUUUAGUCAUUAUUAGACUUUACGAUUCCUGUAUUUCUACAUCUAUUGAGGCUCGCGAAUGAAAACUUUUUAGAGGCUCAUUUUAGAUUACUUGAUGUAAUUUAUUCAUAAAAUUAUCUCUAUUCAGUAAAUAAAGGCGUAGUGUGCGUAGUGGAUCAUCUAGUCGCCGCCUUAUUGUCGAUAUUCAGAUGCGCUGUUUGUUGUUGAUUUCCGGAUGGGUGACCAUAUGUAAACUUUAGCAAUAACACAAACCUUGCGCUCUUACUUAUUCCAUCAUAUAUAAUGAAGUUGCGUCAGGUCGACAACCAGGGCAAAAUUUUAUUAUAUCAUUAAGGCAAGUCGCGACUUCAAGUAAUCGGAUAGAGGUUAUGGUGAUGAUCUCUAUUGAGUAAAUACAAUUCUUGUUGUCAUUACUAUUUUAUUAUACAACUUAUAAAUUAUUUACUACAAAACAAUGAACAAAAUCGUGAUUAAAUUUUAAUUUUAAUCCAAAAGUAUUUGAUGAACAAGAACUUUCGUUAAAUACUAUGAAAGAUCAACUGAAACGUGGAUUGGAAGGAGAUAAACUUAAUAUAUUAGUUCUAACUUUUUUGUACGUACUACAAGGGGUUCUGUAUGGAGUAUCAAUAGCAAUAAGGAUAACACUCCAGGGUAUGAAGGUUCCAUAUCAUGAUCAGGCUAAAUACAGUAUGGUGUAUUGGCCCUAUAGUAUGAAGCUGUUAUUGGCUCCUUUGUUUGACGCAACACUUUCAAAAAGAAUCGGAAAACGAAAAAUGUGGAUUGUACCCGUUCAAACAUUAAUUGGUGUUAUUUUAAUAUGCAUUGGGUACAAAAUUCAAAGUUGGUUAACCGAUGGCCAAACUCCUCAAGUUAAUAUGAUAACAACCAUGUUUAUUUUAUUAAUCACGUUGUCAUCGAUUCAAGAAAUAGUAAUUGAUGGAUGGUCACUGCAUUUUUUACGAAAGGAAAAUGUGCCUUAUGCUGCUCUAUGUAAUAAUUGUGGUCGUGCUUUUGGCAUUAUUCUUGGUUAUGUAGUUUUACUAUUAUUAGAGUCGGAAAAUUUUUGUAACAGGUGGCUACGAUUUAAUGAUCAAAAUGGAGGAAUUUUAUCAUUUAAAGGUUAUUUUUACUUUUGGGGAAUCGUUUUCCUUUUUUCUGCCGCUACAAUAGGAAUUUUUAAACGUGAAAUAUUCGAUGGAAGCCUAAUUAAUGUACAUUUCUUGAAUAUUUACUACAUAGCUUGGAAAAUAAUACAAUUGGACACCAUCAAACGAUUCUGUUUAAUUAUUACGACGUAUGAAAUUGGAUUUGCUGCUAUAGAUGCAGUGUCAUAUCCAAAAUUUCUUGAAUAUGGUAUCGACAGAGAUAACAUUGUUUUAGUUGACUUAUCAAUGUAUCCAAUAGAAAUGUUUGUUAUUUAUUUUAUUGCCAAACAUACAAUUGGACCAAAACCAAUGAGUUUAUUUAUCAAAAUCAUGCCAUACCGGAUACUAACCGGAAUUUUUGCAGGUAUGCUAGUAUUUUAUACGCCAAAAUAUGUUUCAAAAAAUAAUAGUUCAUCGCCUUAUUUUUUUAUGGUAUUUGAGUUGUAUAAUAUUUUUCAAAAACUAUUGACAAUGAUAAUGCGAUUAUCAAUUCUGUCAUUUUUUUCUCGUGUAAGUGAUCCUUCUGCUGGCAGUACUUACAUGUCAAUACUAAACACUCUCUUUUCUUUGGAAAAUUCUAUUACAAAAACUAGUGCAUAUGCUUUAGUCGGAUUGUUAACAUUUAAACAUUGCACUAGAGAAUCAUAUAUAGAUGAUCAAGAUACAUCGGAAGACUGUUUAGUUAUUAUCGAUGGUUAUUAUAUUGAACUGGGUCUGUGCAUAGUUUUCAGCAUUUCAUGGCAUUUGUUAACAAAAAGAUUUAUAAUAAAUUUACAAGCUAGAAAUAUUGAGGAAUGGCAUGUCAACAAAGAAAAUCAAAUUUUUGAAAUUGAAAAAUGAAUUAAAAUUGUUUAUAAUCAA